Porites evermanni is the source of this 7111-nucleotide messenger RNA. The record is from the annotation of a GenBank genome assembly. NCBI's taxonomy places the organism in Eukaryota, Metazoa, Cnidaria, Anthozoa, Scleractinia, Poritidae.
AGAACAAGAGAUACACUUUCCUGAAGUCACACACGUACAAUUCGACUUUGUAUACUGCGUCGUUGCGUCGAUUGUUCAAAAAGGUAAACGGUGAACAAUAAUCUAAAGAACUUGUGCCUUACAAAGACAGGUUUUGGGGACGUAUUUUGAAAAAACUGUAAGUAUUACAUCGGCCGCAUAGGGUUUGCUGUAAGUGGAAAGAUUUUCACCGUUUUCUGUGCCGCCAGCUCUCCCAUCUCCAAGUUGAGAUCUUGCCUGCAGGAUAUCAAACAACGAAAUUUUUAAACCUGAUAUAUUCAUUAGACUUGUUUUGCGGAUCUGUUCUCCUUUGCGGUCAGGAAGACAAUACUUAACUUGCACGUACUCUGUUUUUUCAGUGUCCGCGGGAUCUCUGUCACUUCCUGUCUGGUUGAAUAUUCGAUCAUGGAUAACGCAGUCAACGAAGGCUAGCAAGCGUUUAGGAUUUUUCCACUGUUAGUUAGUCAUCUUCCAUCUCUCGCGUUAAAUAUCAAAGAACAUUGAGAGCCCCCUAGCGUAUUUUAAAUGGUCUGAUCACCAUGAUUCCGGAUUUCUUCUGUCGUGGGUGGAAUGCCGUUCGAGUUAGAUUCUGGAGUAUUGGUUACAAGAAACGCAUCGUACUUCAAGGCGGUAUUGUCAUUUGCAUCGCGCUGGCGUUAUUUUUGGUUUGGACUUCACUAUUCGCGGAUUUAGCCGACCUGGACAUAACACAAAAACUGGAGGGAAAUGGUAGCACAAUUUGGGAUAAAUGGGUUGAGGAGAAAGGUCUAAAAUCCAUCGGAGAUAUCUGGGAUGGCUGUGGUGAGCAUUUUAAUAUAAUUUCAUACCCCUUUGACCUUGUAGAAUUAUCGCGAAAGGACACACAGAAAAAAUAUUGGAAAUCCCCGCUUGAGAAGAAAGAAAAUUAAAAGUUGCUGAUUCUAGUGCAGCAGGGAAACUAUUUAGUUUCAUUUGAAUGAUCACCGUUUAGGAUUUUUUAUCUAUGCUAUUGUAGGUUAUAUAAUCCGUUUCAUCCAAACACUUCCCGAUUAAUUAACUGUUGAAAUUUUGUUAAUUCGGAGAAAAAAAACACAGAUUUUGGUCUUUUCUAAGAGUCGAAAGGUUUUUAAAGAAACCUUUUGGCUGGGAGACUAUACAAUUAAAUAUUAGAUGUAAAAAUGUUUACGGUCACAGCAUGUGAGUGUUCUUCCUUUCAUCAUUGUUUCAUUUUUUUGCUCGACAAGAACAAAAAAUUAAGAACUCGAGGAAAAAGAAAUGUCUGUAUUAAAUGCAGCUAUUAGUAGGGCCUUACCUGUUUAUUGAUUAAUAUUCUUCGCAGAUCUCAGAAGUUUCAUUUUUAUGGUUUUCAACUCUAGACUCGACUCGCGGUGGAAUUUAUUAUAAAAUAAAACACCCGUGACAUGAACAACCUUUGCCCUUCAAAACUUUAGGUUGAGUGUUGGCGCGAAAAGUAUCACCCGGUGCAUUUCCCGUAGACACGCGAUUUGUUUUAAUUGAAAAAUCCAUUGAACAGGUUAUACCUUUGGUUAUCUCUAUGUUCUUGUUUAAGUGCUAGAAACUUGUGAUUUCUUCCCUGAAGAAUAAUUUCCUGUUUUGCUGUCAACUGUACAAAAAGGUCAAUGUCAGAUUAUGGGUGGUUAAAAUUUAAUAAUAAUAAUGAUGAAGAAAAAACAGCAUGCAUUCUACCGAACAAACUUAGAUAGAGUUUCGUCACGCAAUCGUCAGUCUCCUCCAGAUACAACCAUUAGCACAGCUCAUGUAAUCAGUGGUGGAUCCACGGGAGGGCCUGAGCCCCCCUUAAUUUCAGACGAAACUGAGGCCCGAACGGCUCUGAAAAAAUUUUUAUGACCGGGCUCCCCCCACCCUCCUUAUCUUAGGGUCUGGAUGACCGGGCCCCCCUAUCUGAAGGUCUAGAUCCGCCGCUGUAGGUUGAGCUCAUUUUAAAUUAAAGAGGCAGUAGAGCGCUUUUUUUUUUUCAUGAAAAAAGCCAUGAUGAUUGUCAGGAGCGGCUCCCGUGAUUGUCAGGAGCCGUGAUUGUAUAAAACUUGAAGGAUUCUUCCUAGCGUGGGUAGACUGCAAAACAGUCAGCGUGAACAGUCAAACUAAAGGUCUUGAGCGAGGCUGAAAAUGGGCAGACACUUUUUUCUCCCGCUUCAAUGGGCGUGUGAGGCUCGAACGCUUCGCGAGCGUGAGACUCUUAGGCUACUCUUACGCUGCCUAAUAGCUGAUGUUAAGAAAAAAAAAUAACGACUGUUUUGCAGCACAGCCAAAGACGUGAUGCGUAAGCUCUCUUUUGUAAAAGUUGUAAUGUAUUGAGACGUGUUGACAAUAUUUAAACUAAUUAAAUUUAAACUAGUUUACUUUGACUUGCAGAUCCCAGUAAACCAAGAAAAAAGAUAGGAAAAGUGGUGAUUCAUUAUGACUCAAAACUGAAGCGUGUAAUCGCGACAGCCGUAUCAAAUUUUACUGCAAGUAAGUAGUUAGCCUGUGCCAGGCUCUCAGAUAGUAUAGUUGGGAAGUUUUUGAAACGAGCAGAGCGAAAAUUAGACGCGCGAGAUCUGGGAAAGGGGGCGGCAGCGGGUUUUUGGCAUGUCUUUUCACUGAACGACUUCACCACCAUCUUGGAGCAUGGUACGUUUGCUCGUUUCAAAUACGUCAUGAAUACGUCCCCACAAUUCUAUCUGAGAGCCUGGCUCAGGCUAGUAAGUCGAGUUCAUCCCCUUCCAAUUUCUUUACCCCUUUUUAAUCCAUUAUUCAAUUAGCGUGUGUGCAGACGUCUCCUAAUGAUAUAUUUUGUUGCACGCAGAAUUUGGGCUUGCGGGGAUUCGAACCCGACCUCUGUGACACUGGUGCAGCGCUCGAUAACCAAUUGAACCAGCAAGCCAGCCGGGAGCUGGUCAUUAACUUGGCUCCCAGUUUGCUUGCUAGCAUAGGUUGUGCAGUCAAACUCCGCUUUAAGGACACCCGCUUAGUACGGACACCUCAUUUUUACGGACAGUUUUCCUUGUCCCUGGUGAAAGUAAGCCCUCACAUUUUCUUUAAAUUCAACCCGAUUAAUACAGUCACCCCGAUAAUACGGACACUUUCUAUGGCCCCCUUCGGAGUCUGUAUUAACGGGCUUUGACUGUAGGAAAGCGCUGCACCGCUGCAUCACAGAGUGCAGGGGUCGAAUCCCCCAAAGCCCUUUUGCUUUCAAGCUUUCUUGUCGCAAUUGACGUUGUGUCUUUAACUGAGACGAUCUUAUUUGCAAUUGCAUUCAUGAACUUUUUUUUAUAAUUUCUCACAGAAUUUUCACUUCAUGGAGGAGCAGUGCAUAUAUUGGCCAAGUUCAGAGGCCAUACUCUGUAUGAUGUUGAACACGACAUAUGUAAAUUGAAUGCAGACACAUUUUCUUGUCCCAUGCACAAAGGUAGAUUUACUGUCUUGCCCUCAGUAAUCCUUUUUGAUCAACAGUAGAGACUCAUAUUAAGUAAGUAGAAUGUGAUCGUCCGUGUGAGUGAGUGACUAGAAUUUGAUCUUCCGUGUGAAUAAGUGACAACCCCCAGAUAGAAAGAUAGCAAGCCAUCAACAGUGGACGUCCAUCACGCCUGUUUGUGCAAAACUCUUGUUUACCAUUCACAUGGACAAACUGGUCGGUUCACGGUUUGGUUAAAUGGUGCGCAAAAUUCAGGACUGGUAAAUUUCGUCCCGGAAUCGCGUUUGCCUUUUUACCUCCAGGCGAAUUUAGCUGUAACCAUUUGCAUAAAUCAGUUCCAUUUACCGAAAAACAUCCGCCGACCGCGAAAGCCUGAAAAUGGUAUUAAAAAUGGCUUUGAAGAAAUGGAACAGGAAUUUCCGUUUGGAACAUUUCAAACGGGAAAAAAGGACUAGUCUACCUUUUUAGACGUUCCGUUGCUCCUGGAAAUUUUUCCACUGUAACGACCUGAAAAGUCGUGCUACAUUUACUUUAUAACUGGAUUUUCUGGAAACUGUAUGUAAAUGAUAAACGACCAACUUUUUGUCGUCUUUGCACGACUAGGACGUGAAACUAAACGCGACAAUGUUUAAAAAAAUAAAAUGAAUUCAAUUAUACUAUUCAAUGACUUUUUCUAUAACGUCGCCGUCGUUGUUGCUGAUAAAAAGCUUCCUACUAUCUUUCUAAAUAUUCCGUUUUGGUCAGGAGGGAAACUUUCUGAAACUUUCAUCCCUCGCUCUCGCAACCCCAUCGAUCAAAGAAGUCGACUUGUGUUCAAGUCCAUUUGUGACGUAUAUGCGUAUUUUAGCUGCUUAACCGACCUUACCCAGGUAUAACAAAAAGCGUCAGUGUAAAAUACCUCGAGAAUGGCAAAUGCUAUCUCUAUAAAAUAUUCGUUUUAUGGCGAGGUCCUUCCUAUAGAUUCGUAAGGAGGUCUCCGGCGUAAUUUUUUUUUUUUUUUUUUAAAAUAAGACAUCACUGUAACUAGAUGUUGAGAGUUGACAGUUUUAGCAGUGUAUAAUAGAGGUAUCUCACGAUCAAUGGUCUUUUUUUAUUAUUUCAGGUCAAAAGGUGUACGUACAUGAAGCAAUCAAACUUCCAAAAAUGAUUCCAAGGGUAACAAAACAAUUAUUUCAUAGUAUAAGGCCAAUUUAAAGUUCAUUUUAGACUGUGAAAUGCAAAGGAAACGCAGUUUAUACAGCAGAAAAAUGUAACCAAACAAAAACAGAUAUAUAUUUGGCCAUCCAUUCUUCUUUGUUAUUUAUUUUUCUAUUGAGUCGCUAACCUGAGAAAAAAGCCGACACGACACCACUGCUUUCCCCGCGAAAUGACGUUUAAGGAACGAUUGCAGAAGUUCCAUCCUGAUGAGGUGUCACUAUCCAGGUCUGGGAAUUGCUUCUGAUUGGGUUGCAAAUGCUUCAACCAAGAAGCACUACCCAGAUCUAGCACGUACGUCAUCAGUGUGGAAUUUCUGCGCUUUUACCUUAGGCCCCUUAGGUCCACGCUUUCCCGGAUAUUUUUGAAUCCGCAACUUUUUCUUUCCAGAUACUAAAAUCUCCGCGGCCACCCAUAUCCGGAUAUUUUUGAAUCCGCAAAUUUUCCUUUGCUCAAACUGUCUUAAAUAUUCACGGUAAAGAACUGGGCUCUAUCUUAUGACGUCAGUAGAUACAAAAAAUAUCCGGAUUUAGCGUCCAUACAUUCCCGGAUACAUAGCGCGGAUUCAGAAAUUUCUUCCACUCUGGAGAGGGAUUUAAAAAGUUGCGGAUCGAUUCGUCCGCCGGAUACACCGGAUACGUGUGGACGGUAACCGUAUCCGGAAAGAAAAAGUUGCGUAUUCAAAAAUAUCCGGAAUAGACGAGAAGGAAACUGGACCGAGUUAACUUUCGCAAAGACUACUGGGACGGUUACCAGGGACAGGGGAAAAACAUCGGCCAAUAGCUGACCGGCGCGCCACCAGUGACCAUCCCAGAAAUAAUUGCGGGCCGCAUCUCGGUUCCAGUUCCCUGUUUGUUUUUAAAGUGGCGAGUUUCGAGGGGAAACCAGUGAUGGCUUCACUAAAUUUCGGCCGUUUUCUCAGGCCCGUCAGGCGUUAAACUAAUGGAUGAUUACUUCCUGCAGUUUUUUCAUGUUGGUACAUUUCUAAAAUGGAAUAUUUCCUCAAAGGCUAUAAAGUCGUUUUAAAAAUACAGGAUUGUUCUUUCCUUUUAGGGCGAAUACUAUGCUUCUGCCAAGCUGUUAAAUGAGAAAGAGGAAUGCCUUGGAAUGACAGAAUCCGACAUCAUACUAUAAUAAGAGUUAAUGACAAUAUCAUAUUAAUAUUAAUUUAAUAUUAGAUUUGUAUUCCAAAAGGUACAUUCCUUGGAUAUAACUUAAAGCUUUUUUUUAAUGCAAUUCAAGUACGUUUAUCUAAUAGAGCGUUUUCAUCUGACGUCACGGCGGCAAUAUUGGUGUUCCAAACCAAUCCUGUGGGAGUUGAACUCUUUUCUUAUGUAACUUUCUUUUGUUGCAAUAAAUUUGCAAAAAUCCUGGCCAAGUGAGUGAUAACGCUCUUCUCUAUAGAGAGAAGUGUGACGUCACGUUACCAUGGUAGCAAAACGGCAGAAAAGCAAUGGUUUUAGAUUAGCAAAACAACGACUUUGCUCGUACAUCACGCCUUUUUGUACAUUUCAUUGCCCUCUUUAUGGAGUAAGUGAACACAACACAAAAAUUUUCUUUUUCUUAACUUAGGUACGGUCCUUUCUGUUUCAACUCCAGAAAAUUUCGCUAACAUUUGACAAAUUCAAUCAAAUUGAGUAAGGUCCAUGAAGAUAAUAUUGGUGUUCCUGGACAAUGAAACGGCGGCCAUAUUGGGGUCCCUGUGGGCCUUUUUCUUACUUGCGUAGCUGCUGGCAACGUUAGUGAAAACGCUCUAAAGUAAGAGGCUUACCUAGCCUGUUCUAGGAUGUUAAGAUAGAAGGAAGGGCAAGAAGAGGUGAGUCAGGGUCGGCCAGAGGGUAAUGGUAUACCAAUAUUCCUUCUAGAAAUUGGCCUAAAUACUUAUUGCCAAAUGUUAUUUCUUUUAAUAAUAUACCUUAAGCUGAAAGAAGGCUGACAUAUUCCAUACGUAGAAUUAUUAAUAAUUUCAACCAAAGGAAAACAUACACUUCGUGAAAAGAGAACCCUGUAUACAAUAUAACCAAACACAAUGGCUGACCUCAGGCAAGUAAAAUACAGUUAGGGAACUGAAGACUGCCUUAGGUUGUUUGCUACCAUGGAGCUUUAAGACAUUACUCAUAGAAAUUAUUGUGGUAGCCUGUUCCAGGCUCUCAGUUAGUAGAGAUGACGCGUAAUUAAAAGGCACGUGAAAAAACGUUAAAACAUGAAAACGUGAUCUGGGAAAAGGGGGUGCCGCCUUUCCUCUCCCCAGUUUCUUCCCGUCAUAUUUUCGUGUUCGCACGCACCCGACUUUCUCGGAGCCUGGAACAGGCUAACAUUGUAGGCUCUUGUAAUUGUGUGUAGUUUGGGUGAGCAGCCGGCAACAUAUUGACUAUUUUGCGAAUCCCUUAUAAUACACUCUCUUUGCCCCCCAUGUUUUGCAUAAGUUAUUGUCUUCAAAUGCUCUUGGGAAAAUUCAGUUCUCCUAGGAGUAUUUGAAAAACA